AUGCGGUGUCAGAGUUGGGCCUUCGUUGCCUCUCUUCUCUAUUCACGGCACGCCUAUGCUUUGUCCAACAUCACAUACUACUCCGAUACUCAAUGCACCGAAUUACUAGACGAAAAGACUGGCCCUGAUGAUGGAACUUGCACCCAAUUCCCUACUCUCACCAAGAGUUUUGGCAGCUUCAGAGUCGAGAGUUUGGAUCAAACCUGUUCUGUAAGUGUCUACGGAAGUGAUACGGCAUUUUGCAGUUCAACUAUAAACCUCUACGUCGCUACGUUUGGCGAUUGUCUGAACGACACCACCGUCAACCAAUUUUCGGUCGAUUGUCAAGAUUACUCAGCCGCGAUUUCUAGUCCACCAAAUGUCUUUAUCCCCACCAAUACAACAACCACAUCAGACGACACAAGUGAAGGUCUUUCCGCCGGUGCAAAGGCUGGUAUCGGGAUCGCAGCAGCGGCAUUCGUGGUCCUUCUGGUUGCAGGUAUCGUCUACUUCGUCAUACGCAACAAUCGAUUGAAGAGAAAGAACAUGCCUCACACUGGGUUUGCCGAAGCAGAUGGAAAUCCAGCAGCACCUCCAUACUCUGAGCUCCCUCCUGAUAGCGAGAAAAAGAGGCCUGUCGAAUUACCCCCUCAACACAUGAUCCCUGUGGAAGUGGCAGGCGAUCAUUCAUGGCCGUCACGAGAACUUGAUGGUACUGCAGUGCAGUCUCAAAUCAAAGCAUCGGCCCUAGCGGCUGCAAAGGGCAAGCCACUCAGCAAGCGCCCAUCACAUUCAGAUGUCACUCCUCUCAGUAAUAGUGAUAACGGAGCAUCGACGAUCGCUUCAACCUCUUUCUCCCCAGUGAGUCCAGAUGAUACGAGAUGA
Molecule: messenger RNA, 864 nt
Organism: Exophiala bonariae
Lineage: Eukaryota; Fungi; Ascomycota; Eurotiomycetes; Chaetothyriales; Herpotrichiellaceae
Exons: 2
Coding region: 1-864 (287 amino acids)
Source: RefSeq, a predicted model, not a curated record